Molecule: messenger RNA, 1343 nt
Organism: Megalopta genalis
Lineage: Eukaryota; Metazoa; Arthropoda; Insecta; Hymenoptera; Halictidae
Product: lipase member H-B-like
Biological process (GO): lipid catabolic process
Molecular function (GO): serine hydrolase activity; lipase activity
Source: RefSeq, a predicted model, not a curated record
AUGGAUAUGAAACUAUGUCAUAACGAAAUUGAAAUAAAGAAGAAAGCAAAUAGGAUUCAAUUUUCGAGCAGUGACGAUAAAUAUCUUUGUUACAUAUCUCCUACUAAAAAAAGAGCCAGAUUAAUUUCUAAUUCUGAAAUUGAAAGCGGAGAUGAGAACGCCUCCAUUCCAUUGUCGAAAAUUCAUAUUACUGAUGUAUGGAAGAAUGAUCAAGUUCACGUAUCAUGUAAUAAAAAUAGAUUUUACAAACACUUCCGCGUGAAAUGUCAAUACGUUAUAGAGUGUGAGUCUGCAACAGGUGUGCAACAGGUGCGCAAGAGACGAUUCCGAAGCCAAUACAUAAGCAACAGGUGCGUCAUCAAUUCUUCGCACAAUAACGCUACAAAUGGCACUUACAAAGAAGUGAAUGCUGCAAAAGCGGCACAACUUGUGCCAUACUUGAAUUUGCAAGAGAACACAUUGAUACACUGUCAUGGUUUCAUAGAAUCUACAGAUUCCCCCCAAGUUGUGGCACUUAUAAAUGGUUACAAAGCUGGUUCUAAUUACAAUGUCAUAGGUGUAGAUUACAGGUAUGUCACACAUGUAGAUUAUUUAUCGGCAGCUCUCCUUGUCGAUAGUGUAGCUACAGUUGUUGUUCGAAGUAUAAACGAUAUGGUCGCGGCUGGAAUGAAUCGAACUAAACUAAUAGCCUCAGGAUUUUCUUUGGGUGCUCAAGUCUCCGCUUUCAUUGGACGCAAAUUAACCUUCGUUCUACCAAAGAUAAUAGGAGUAGAUCCAGCCGGACCUUUGUUUAAUUUUGUCUCCCCCUCGCUAUCUGCAUCUGAUGCGGCUUGUGUAGUAUGUAUUCAUACUGAUAUGGGUUUCUAUGGAACUCCUCAACCCUGCAACCACAUAGACUUCUAUCCAAACGGUGGCAUGAGAGAACAUCCUGGUUGUUCACCGUUAUAUCUUGAAUAUCCCGGAGGCUCAUGCAGCCAUGUCAGGGGUGAGGAAUUUAUGACAGAAGCAGCAAAAAAUCCGAACGCUUUCAUCGGUGUAAAGUGCAAUAGUUUGAAUGACUUUAAAGAUGGCAAUUAUAAUUUGACUGAUACAAUACCUAUGGGAGUCACUACACCAUGCUCUGCGUCGGGUAAAUUCUACUUCCAAACAAAUAGAGUAUCUCCGUUUGCGAAAGGUUCAGAUGGUGUUGUGUAUCAAAGUUGAUUGAAAUAAAACAUACUUCACUCUUGCUUUUUAGUUUAAACACUUCGUGUAGUUUGAUUUAUGUAGAGAUGUGUACUGCGAUCUUGUAGAUUCAAAUAAACGUUGCAUGCAAAAAGUGUAAUAAAAUCUUAUCACUCCCA